AUGGCUGAAACUGAAAAAGAUAAUCAAAAUUGGCCUUCUGAAGCUUCUAGUACCUCCGCCACAUCCUAUGGCGGACUGGCAAAGAUGAAGAUGGAGAUUGUUGUUGCCGAUAAAAUCGACGGUGGUGAUCAGCAAUCGCAGGAGUCGAACUCACGGUUGUUGGAUCUCAAGCUUUCUAACAAUAUUGAGAACUCUGGCAACGGCAUGCCGGAGAUGGUGGAAUCUUCUUCUCAAGGUCAUAUAAAUAAUGAAUUAUCUUCCAAUACAAAAUCUAGGGUUUUUUCUUGCAACUUUUGCAAGAGGGGAUUUUCAACCUCCCAAGCCCUAGGAGGCCACCAAAAUGCACACAAACAAGAAAGGGCUAUGGCCAAGCGCCACCAAGAAAUGGAACUCGGACGCAACGCCAAUGUCGUUGGGCCAUCAUACUUGUCGUCAUACUAUAGUCCAUAUUCUUCCCUCUCAUCUCAUCCAUCCUACCGAUCAUCGUAUCGAAUGCGAAUGGAUUCAGUGAUUCACAAACCAUCAUAUCGGUGGCUCGAGUCUCCCAUGCUACAGUUUCACGGCGUAGUAGAUGGUCCUUGGGCUUCCCGGUCGAUGGUGGUGAAUAGUAAUAAUAAUAACAAUUCAAAUUUAUUGGCAUUUGAAAGGUUAAAGAUGGAGAGAAUUCAAGUCCACAAUGGUGGAUUUCAAUUCCCAUCUGCGAUAAAUGCAUUUGAAUCAAUGAGAAGAUUUGAAGAAGAUGGAACGAUUUCAAUACCGAGUUUGAACCGUUCUGAACUGCCAAUGUUGAAGAUGGAUGACCAUGUGGAAGAAAGCCAUGAACUUGAUUUAUCACUCAAGCUUUAA
Benincasa hispida (wax gourd) is the source of this 846-nucleotide messenger RNA. RefSeq lists its product as uncharacterized. The record is from RefSeq and is a predicted model, not a curated record. Gene Ontology annotation, biological process: negative regulation of abscisic acid-activated signaling pathway. Lineage: Eukaryota; Viridiplantae; Streptophyta; Magnoliopsida; Cucurbitales; Cucurbitaceae.